Molecule: messenger RNA, 1494 nt
Organism: Postia placenta MAD-698-R-SB12
Lineage: Eukaryota; Fungi; Basidiomycota; Agaricomycetes; Polyporales; Adustoporiaceae
Exons: 3
Coding region: 1-1494 (497 amino acids)
Molecular function (GO): nucleic acid binding; zinc ion binding
Source: RefSeq, a predicted model, not a curated record
AUGCACCUCCCCGUCCUCCCCCCAUCCAACACGGCCCUGAGACUGUCCUUCAUCGUUGCGAGCAGCAGCCGUGCCCCAACCGGACACCCCGAUCGAUCGAGGAGGAUUACCCUCGCUACAAAGCGAUCCGACGAGCGCAACACCCGCUCGGACCCCGAAGUACCCUUGCAUCUCUCGCGGCACUCUCGCCCUGUCUCCCCUACCUCCCGUCUUCCCCAAACUGUCGCCGAGUCCGGUCAAGCUCGGGGAGAUCUCCCUCCAAACCCUGCGCCAGAGCCUGAGCCUGAGGAGGGUGCAGGUGAAGAAGGAGUCUCGGAGUCCGAGUCCGAGGAUUCUGUUGGGUCCGCCUCGCUGACAGCGCUCGCCCCCGCGUCAGCAGUCCCUGACGUAUGUAACCCCCCCGCCGAACUUUCUCCGAUGCCUUCAUCGCCGACUCCGCCGAGAGGCCGCGCGAGCACUCGCUCCUCUCAAAGUUCGACCAGCAGAGGGCCACCACAACCGCCUCCACCCCCGCAGCGUCCUCUGUCCCCCCCGACGCCGAUAAUGUCAUCCCCUGCAGCCGCCCCCGACAAGGAGACUUUGAAACUUCUCCUCCCACUCCGAUACGAUGGCAAAACAGUCAUCGAAUGCAACCGGUUCCUGUCGCAGUUGCGCAUCUACUGGCUGGUCAACACGUCGUUGACCACCAUCGAGCUUAAGGUGCAGGUCGCACUCAGCCUGCUUGACAGAGAUGCCCGCGCCUGGGCCACUCUCUACUUUGCCCAGCUCGCAUCGGUGCAGGUGGGUGUGCAAGGGGCCACGACCCCGUUCGCAAACGAAGCAGCCUUUGCCGCCGCCUUCAGGGCCUGCUUCGGAAAUCUCGACGAUGAGGCGGCAGCACAAGUAGAGCUGGCGAAGCUCUGCGCGGACAAGUCAGUCCGUGAAAAAUGCACUGCUGCGGAGUUCUCCGCGCUGUUCAAGGGUCCGGUGGAUCGCUCUGGGUAUGGGGACCUGGAGCUACGUGACAAGUACCUGAGUGGCAUCCCCUCCCGCGUCUACCGCAAGAUCGAGCUCGAGACCUUUGCCACGUGGCAAGCCGCUGAGAAGCGCGCCACCGAGCUAAACAACUUCUUCUCGGCACGAGGUCGAGGACGCGGAGGGGCACGUGGUGGUGCACCCUCGUCACACGCAGCUUCGGCCAGCAUCAAUGCGGCCGUCGGAAAAGGAAACUUCCCCGGCAGUUGUUUCGGCUGUGGGAAGCAAGGGUACCGACGCUUCGAGUGCCCCAACUGUAAGGACAAACCUUACACAAAACACACCGACGCGCGGGCUACGGUUGCCUCGGGCUCCACCCAGGCUGUGACAAGCGCCCCCGUCACGACAACACCUUCGGCAAGUAUAAGUGCCGCUUCAGCGAAAUCCGAGCAAUCGGAGCUGGUGGACUUAAUGGCACAGGUGAAGUCGAUGCGCGAGGAGCUUGAGCACUAUCAGGUGAUGAAAGAGGAGGGUUUUUGA